AUGACAAGUAAUCAAGAUAUUCAAUCAGUUGAAAAUUUUCAAAGUAAUGGUCUUAUAGAUCAUCAUUCAAAUAAAACAAAUGAUAAUGUAGUAACAACAUCAUUGGAUUCACCAGUACGUCAUUCACGUUUUUUUCGUACAAAACGAAAACAACGUUUAGAUGAAAAUCAACCGAAUAUUAAUGGAGAAACUAAAGAUGAAAUUUCAACAUACGAUAUAACAAAAUCUAUUGAAAAACUUAAAACAAGAUCUUCAUCACCACCACCACCACCACUACCAUCUCCAUCAUUAAUUAUUAAUGAAUCAGAUGAUAAUGAUGAAAAUAAUUCUUCAAUAGACCUUAGUAAUAUUCCAAAAAUAGUUAUAACCGAAGCAAGACAAUCUAUAACAACUGUCAAUAUUGGUUAUCAACUAAAGAAAUCUCAUUCAGUUAAACUAACACGUGCCAAUGAAAAUGAUUCAUGUACAAAAAAAGCUGUUCGUUUUGCUGAUGAUUUUGGUUUAGAUUUGAGUCAAAUUAAAGUGAUUCAACCAGAUGAAUUACCAUCUGUACCUAGUACAGCAUUUAAACAUUUAAGUAUUACAAAUGAUGAACAUAAUUCUUUAAUAAUAAAUCCACCACGUGAAAAAUUAAUUACAUAUAUGGAACAACAAUUUGAAAAUCCUAUACAUACAUCAAAUUUUAAUGAUCGUGUAUCACGAAAUAAAAUUCUUCUUGAACAAGCUAAUGCUAUUGAUAAUCGAAUAUAUGGAACAAUUAAAUUAGUUUCAUUUAAUUUACAUAAACAUGUUCGAGUACGUUUAACAACUGAUAAUUGGAUAUCAUUUAAAGAUUAUGAUGCAAUAUAUAUGAUGAAUUCACAUGAUGGUAUUUAUGAUCGAUUUUCAUUUAUGAUUGAAAUUGAUCGUAAUAGAAUAUGUGCUGGAAAUAAUAUACAAUUUUCUAUUUGUUAUGAUUCAUUUGUUAAUCAAGAAUAUUGGGAUAAUAAUUAUCAACAAAAUUAUCGUUUUGAUUGUUAUUCAAGAUCAAUACCUGAUUAUAGUAUUUAG
Molecule: messenger RNA, 1050 nt
Organism: Rotaria sp. Silwood1
Lineage: Eukaryota; Metazoa; Rotifera; Eurotatoria; Philodinida; Philodinidae
Source: the annotation of a GenBank genome assembly